Molecule: messenger RNA, 2070 nt
Organism: Naegleria fowleri
Lineage: Eukaryota; Heterolobosea; Eutetramitea; Acrasida; Naegleriidae
Exons: 2
Coding region: 1-2070 (689 amino acids)
Molecular function (GO): protein binding
Source: RefSeq, a predicted model, not a curated record
AUGUCCCAAACGAUCGAAGAAGAGAAUGUGGUGCCAUCUCCACCUCCGACGAGGCACAACGGCUUUUCAAAGAUACCUUCAUCACCACUUCGGACACGACAUCGGGAACCCACUCAUUCCACCACAGCUUCAUCACGGACUUGGGGAUUUUUAGAUCCGUUGAUUGCUCUUGUAUUACCGUCAGCAGCAUCAGGUGGAAGGAAGAAAAAUCCAACGUCCAUCGUUUUUGACGAAGAAUCAAAUGAUGAGAUGGAUGAGUUGUUGCAGGAAGAUUCAAUUCAAGCUCAUGGAGGUCUUUCCGCAUUCACAGAUGACAUUGAACUCAGAGAACAGUCUCAAGAUGAUAUGUCUCCUUCCACUUCUCAACGGAUUAAUAUUUUCAAUCAGCGUGUGUUAUAUUCUAUUUAUGGAUUUAAUAUUGACCCCACAUUGAUGUCAAAUUAUGUGGUUCACUCAGAGUGGGAGAAAAUUCCUCAAGAUGUAUUAUUAAUUGUAUUUUCUUUUCUUCCCUAUCAAUCAUUAAUUAUAUCAGUCUCUCAAGUCUGCAAAGAAUGGUUCUACUUGUCACAAAAGAAUAUCGUAUGGGAAAAGUUUUUUGUACAGCAAUUAUUUCCUUCAAAACAUUCAAGAUUUAUUUUCUCUUCAUUUAGAGACUCAAAAUCGAUUCCACAAGUAGAAAAGAAUGAAAAUUUGCUCGAGUCCAUUCAAAAUAGAUUUUUCAUUCCACUAUUUGAUCCAAAUCCAAAUAAUAUCACUACUGAAGACCAUGAGGGAGAUAUUGAGGAAGAAAAGAGAAUGCAAAUUAAGAAAAGCAUUGAAAAUGAAAUUGUACAGGAUCUUGAAGAAAAGUUUAUGGAAAACAAUUUCAGUAUCAAAUCAUUGGUUGGCCCUAACAUCGUCAACAACGACCUUCAAAUCAAUCAUGACCAUAGCGACUUUUAUAAUCUAUUGCAUGCUUCCUAUAUAUGCUCUUUUUACAAGUUGUGCUUCCAAAAACUCAAUAAUUUUGUCUCUACAGCUACUAAACAAUUAGAGUCACAUCAACAGAAAAAGCAGAACUUAGAGACUUUGUACGACAUGUGUCACAACACGCAAUACUACUUUACAUUUUACUUUGGCGUUCCAUUGUGUGCCAUUUCCACCACCCUAUGCCUUGCUCUUCAAUUGUUUAAAAUGAACAGUCCAACAUUGAAUAUUGAUAAGGACAACCCAAACGCAAUUGAUGGAUGGUGGAUGUUAGUGUUUGCAUUUCUGUAUUUGCCAUUAUUUUGUGGAAUUAUAGUAUUGUUCCAACAAUUUAUCAAGACAUUUCUGAGAUUCAAGCUGAAAUCAAGACAAACAGUUCAGGGAAUAUUUGUUGUCAUGAUCGCCUUAAUUUUCAUGUUGGGACUCACAGGAUUCUUUUUCAUGGUGAAUUUGUCGUGUGUUUUCCCACUUCCGCCAAAGUACCUUGCCCCAGAUGCUCCCGAUACAGAAUUCAUUAGAUUUUACGGAUUUCGAAAAGUUGUGAAUAACUACAGUUUUAUCAUGUCACCUUUCUUGGUCGCAUUCGUUUUAAUCACGUUUGUCUCAUGGCUGUCUCAAACCAUUACGAUCUACGCAGCAUUUAAUGCCAACAGAAGACUCUUAAUUAUCAGAAAUAUUAUUAAUAGCGCCAUUCACUUGUUUUUCUUGAUCCUAGUUGCAGGUUCCUUUGCUCUGUUGCAUUUAAGCCAAAAAGCAGAUUCGUCACCAGAAACUGAAGAAGAAUUGACUCAGACUCUUUCAUACAUUUUAAUUGGUAUGCAUGUAUUAAUUGCUAUCAUGCACUUGGCAACCUGUAUCUUGUUUGGAUUUAUUUUAAAGAGAUUCUGUACGUUCUUCACUCCACCACCAAAACAGCCCCAAAUGAAGAAGCUUGGUAUUGGGUUGAUGAUUUGUGUCGUGAUUAUUUUAUCAUGUAGCUUGAUUUUGGAAGUGGUUCUGGGUCUCAACUACAAAUGGAUAGCAGCACCGUUACUGCCAGCUCCAACAGUUGUGGCUGUUUCAUUUUAUAUUAUUGCAGCCAUGUACAAGCUUUGGAUCUCCUAA